Messenger RNA from Mugil cephalus (flathead mullet), 2754 nucleotides. It is a transcript of the gene wasf3a, whose product is annotated as WASP family member 3a. Gene Ontology annotation, molecular function: actin binding; protein kinase A regulatory subunit binding; Arp2/3 complex binding. The transcript has 9 exons. The record is from RefSeq and is a predicted model, not a curated record. Gene Ontology annotation, biological process: actin cytoskeleton organization; positive regulation of Arp2/3 complex-mediated actin nucleation. The coding region runs from base 196 to 1596 and encodes 466 amino acids. Lineage: Eukaryota; Metazoa; Chordata; Actinopteri; Mugiliformes; Mugilidae. Gene Ontology annotation, cellular component: cytoskeleton.
UCCGCCCUGCAGAGAUGUCUGUCACCGUUCAACACAGUGCAGGCUGCAGCAGACAGCCCUUCUGAUUCGGAGGAAACCGCUUGAACUCAACUUUGGCAGCUACUUCCCUACGUGCUGACGUGUUAGGGACAUACGUCGACGCGAAUCGAACUGCACCCCUAUGCAGGUCUGAUGGCAGAGAUGUGAGAAGGAGUCAUGCCUCUGGUCAAGAGAAACAUUGAGCCUCGACACCUGUGCCACAGUGCUGUACCUGAAGGAAUUGGCAGCGAGCUGGAAUGUGUCACAAACAACACGCUGUCUGCCAUCAUCCGACAGCUCAGUAGUCUGAGUAAACAGGCAGAAAAUGUUUUUGGGGAGCUUUUUAAUGAAGCCAACACCUUUUACGUGCGUGCAAACUCUCUCCAGGACCGAAUAGACCGUUUGGCCGUCAAGGUUACCCAGCUGGACUCCAGCAUAGAGGAGGUCACUCUUCAGGACAUAAACAUGAGAAAGGCGUUCAAAAGUUCUACUGUCCAGGACCAGCAGGUUUUAUCCAAGGGCAGCACUCCCAACUCUGUUGCUGACAUGUACUACAGCAGCGACAAUCCUCCUCCUCUUAGCACUCUGACUACAUACAGAGAGGAUUCCACUGACGCAAUGAAGUUCUACUCUGACCCGUCAUACUUUUUUGACCUGUGGAAAGAGAAAAUGCUUCAGGACACAGAGGACAAGAGGAAAGAAAGACGGAAGCAACGAGAACAGAAGCGAUGUGUGGAAAGCAGCACCCUUCAGCGCGAGGUGAAGAAGGUGAGGAAGGCUCGAAACCGCAGGCAGGAGUGGAACAUGAUGGCCUUCGAUAAAGAGCUUCGCCCAGAUCACCGUCACCCACAGAUUCUUCGGCGAGGAGCAUCCUCUGAGGGAUCGCUUUCUCCAGAUGGCAGGCCUGACCUCCUAGACUACCCCAUCCCUCCACUGCCUGCCCACGCUGCUUUUAAGCAUGCUCAUGAUUGUGUCCCUGGGAAUGCACAGCCCUCGCCGCCAGUGGAGCAUGAGUACCAAAGCAUUGAUGUCAACUACAAGAGAGUAACCUAUGCCACAGCAGAACCUCAUGCUGCAGAGCGAAUGAAUGGUUCAGUUCGUCUACCUGCAGAUUACAACUCUGCACCUCAAACGUCUGCCCCAGGACCACCAAUCCCAUCACCCCAGACAGCCUUUGGUUUUCCUCCAGGUGCACUACCACCAGCGUCACAUAAUGGAGCUGUGCAUGUAGGCCCAGGCUACCCCCUACCACUGGUACCUCCCGCAGGCCCUCGUAUACUCCCUCCUCCCCCAGGGCCCCCGCCUCUUCCUCUCCUUCCACCUGCUGCACCCACACAACUGGCAGGACACAGUGAAAGUAGGAGAGGAGAGACUAAACCUGUGAGAGAUGCAAGAAGUGACCUGCUGUCCGCCAUCCGCAUGGGCAUCCAGCUGAAGAAAGUCCAAGAGCAGCAGGAGCAGCAGAAUAAGCGAGAGCCGGUAGGGAAUGACGUGGCCACCAUCCUCUCCAGACGCAUUGUGGUGGAGUACAGUGACUCUGAUGACUCCGAGCUUGAUGACAAUGAGUGGUCAGACUGACUGGAUGCAAAAUGUUGCAUUGGCUUAAGUUUUGCUUUUCCCAUUUUUUUUGGUUUAAAUGAAACAAAAGUGAAUUACUCAGUUUGGCUCCAUCUAGUGGACCAUACAUCCAGCCACAUGUUGCUGUCUUGUAUCCCACUGUCCACGUCCUCAGAUUCACCUCUUUGAGCUCAUCAUUGAACCCGCUUUAGUUCUCCUAACAGCCUAGCAUCAGCCAGGCUGUCAUCUGCAGAAAUUCUCAGAGGACUCUGUAGAUGUCAACCUCAUUCAUGACAAGGAAGAUGGACAAUACAGUGGACUCAUCCAAGAUCUUGUAGUCUGGUGCCAGUAAAACUGCCUCCAGAGGUGAUAAUGGAUUUUACUGCAGGUCUUUCCUACCUGCUGCUGUGAGGCUGUACAAGAAAACCAGGUCCAAGUAGACCACAAACAUAUAUGUAAAACUACUGUUAUAUUUAAUUAGCUAUUUUUGUAUUUACUUAAUGUUUACUUUUCUGUCUCUUUUGUGCACUGUCCUUAAACUACAUGCUAUCUGUUUUUUAUUAUCUUAAUCCUAUUCCACCUUAAUAUUUCACAAGGAAACUGGAUCACUAUACAGUCUUUAACAUUGUAUUUGGUGAAUAGUUGUUUACAAUUACAUAAUAGUUGUUCAAGUGACUGGUUUUUAACUAAUAUUGAAAUUAUAGCCCUAAGGUUUCUGUUUCAUUCCAAGCUGCACAUUUCAAUAAAAUGUUAUUCUAUAGCAACAAAGAACCCUGAACACAUAUGUAUUAAUUAUGCACAGUCAAAUUGUCUGAUCUGAUAAUUGCUUAUUUAUUAGCAAUGAGUGGAGCACUAUAAAUACAUAUUUUCAAGUUUUUUUUUUUUUUUUGUUUUGUUUUUUUUUACAUAAUAUUUUGCAAUUACCUGUUACUGGUCAUAUUUUGGACAAUAUACAUACAACCUCUUAUAUUUUCUCAAUGUUUUUGAAAAUCAGAGCUAUUAUACAGUUUGCAAUUGCUACCUCAAUUUGUGACCAUUUCAUUAUCGCACAGCACAAGUGUCAUCAGUAGUCUGAAUACAUUUUUAAUUAUAAUUUGUUUUAAUGUGUCUCAUCAUUAAACUUGUCCAAAUUGGAAACGUAUUUGCUGUUAUUAUUUCCGUUUUACCAUCUUUCUCUUU